CUGGGCGAGACAUCGGAGGGAAAUGGUAAGUGAAGCAAACUCGGUCGACUGUGGUGGAGAUAGCGGGCGAGGAACAGUCUCGCCUCUGGGAUCAGGAUGGGUGGAGAAGGAAGAUGAGAACGAAGGUAUAUAUCCACUGCUUGUCCUGAUUUGCGGUCUUCACCGUCCUCCUCCCUUCCCAUGUAAAGCUGCCCUUAUCGAUCGAGCUAGUAGCCAACCUCCCUUAUCGGUGUCGUCGUGUACCAAACGUCCUCAUCGUCGAUACCACCGUAUCUCUCGCACAGAAAUCCUCCCAAACCUGCUCCGGGUACUGCUUUGCUCGCCAAUGUCUGGAAAUCGAUACUCGGCCGACCUCCUGACCGAAGAAAACGACCAUCUGAUCAACGAACUCCUUUCGACCAGUGCCGUAUCUCCAGCCAUCGCCGCAAUGUCGUACCUCGCGAACGGCGGUCGUCCGCGUUCUCCCGCCCUCGGACAGUGGCUCAAUAAUCCGCCAUCACACGCAGUCCAGCCUUCGUCCACGACCGCCUUCACCUCGAUGAUGCACCACCAACCCAGCAUCUCCGAGGCCGUCCGCGCCGACUACCAGCGGCACCAUCUCCUUGCCCGCCACCAGCGGGAACACCAACAACAGCAGAUCUUCCAACUCGCGCAGCAGCAGCAGCACGAGCAACAGAUGCAGGCGCAACACGCGCAAUCGCAGUCGCAGCAAUCCCAGCAGCCGCGUCAAAGCCAGCGGCAACCCUCCCUCGUCAUCGCCCAAGCCCCUCCACACGAGGACGCCUCCACCGGCACUUCUCCCAACGCUGUAACCUUCCAGACCGAGUACCUGGUCGAGAUCGGCCUCCCGCAGUGGCCGCUCGUAAACCUGAUCUACUACCCGAACGGCAGCGUACACGUCCUGUGCGGCAACGAGGGCAAAGGGAUGUUCACGGCGACGCGGGCGUCGCUCCGCCCCGUGACCCCCGAGGUCCGCUGCAAAGUCACCACGCAAUCGCAGGUAACACAGAUCCUGCGGCGCGGCCCGCGCGGCGAGGAAGAGAUCGAGUACUCGUCGUGCGGCGGAUACGGCGCGCUUCUCGUCGAGGACCCGUGCCACGGCACCGUCAGCGCCGAGGACAUGGAGGGGGCAAACACGAUCCGGCGGGACGCCUGUGGGUCCGUCGACACCACCACCCCCACCAUCACCACCAGAACGAUCGUCAUGCCCUUCGACGCGGCCAUCCCCCCCGCCACAGAGGCCGCGGACCGCGACCUCUCGGAGCUCCGCAUGCGUAUGCGCGAGGCGAGGAACUCCUGCAUGACCUCUAUCGACACCGACCGCGCCAACCCCGACUAUAACCUAAACCUUGCGCAGGAGCCGGCGCCGCGGCGCCGCACUACCACCCCCGCCGCCGCCAAACGCGCCCAGGCCCAGAGCCAGAGCCAGAGAGCGGUCUUCCAGAUCAAGACGAAGCUCCCCGGACAGUCCCCGGCUGCCGCCGCCGCCCCAGCUGCUACCGCAGCAGGUGCUAAGAGGAAGUCGCCGCCGAAAAGGAAACUCAUCCCGAGGAAUACUAAGAAGUUGCGCUCGGCGAGUGCCGAAGCUGAGGCCGAGGCGGGGGUGAAGACGGUGCUAUCCGUGUCCACUGCUGACGACGAGACGGAGGAGGACGAGAGGGUAAAGGAGGUCGAGUAGCGUGUCUGGAUGGAUGGCGCGAGAGGUGUCUGUGAUGGAAGAUGGAAAAAGCUGCUUUUGGUUCGCGGGUGGGGGGCGUUUGUUUGCUUGUUUGUCUGUUUGUCUCUCUGUCUGCUUGUUUGUCGUCCGUCUAUGAGCUUGAGGUCGGUUCGGGGUUCGGAGUGUUUUGCUAUGGGUCUGUUUUUUCAAUUUUCUGUUAUAUUACUAUCUGCCUGUACGUUGCUUGCAGAGAGAGGUUUACGGUACGAGUUUAUUUGAGCUGGAGGAUCAGGGG
This is a messenger RNA of Tricharina praecox, 1952 nucleotides long. RefSeq lists its product as uncharacterized. The record is from RefSeq and is a predicted model, not a curated record. The coding region runs from base 23 to 1678 and encodes 551 amino acids. The transcript has a single exon. NCBI's taxonomy places the organism in Eukaryota, Fungi, Ascomycota, Pezizomycetes, Pezizales, Pyronemataceae.